Messenger RNA from Dermacentor silvarum, 2938 nucleotides. RefSeq names its product splicing factor 3A subunit 1 (gene Sf3a1). The record is from RefSeq and is a predicted model, not a curated record. Gene Ontology annotation, molecular function: protein binding; RNA binding. NCBI's taxonomy places the organism in Eukaryota, Metazoa, Arthropoda, Arachnida, Ixodida, Ixodidae. Gene Ontology annotation, cellular component: U2 snRNP; U2-type prespliceosome; catalytic step 2 spliceosome. Bases 111 to 2597 code for a protein of 828 amino acids. The transcript has 2 exons. Gene Ontology annotation, biological process: mRNA cis splicing, via spliceosome; regulation of alternative mRNA splicing, via spliceosome.
GUACAAACUGUUUUGACGACGCCAUUUGUCGAAGCGUGUAUUGUAUUUGGUGUGCGUGCAUACAGAGUUGAGAAAAAACGGCGUGAAAGGCGAGCAAAGCUCGAAAAAACAUGCCGCCCACCGUGGAGGACGCCGCCGUGCUUCCUCCGGUGGAGGAGCCGGCGCCCAAGGAGGACGCGGCGCCGUCAACGGCAACGGAGACCGCAGCCGCCGAUUCCGCGGCGCCGCCGAAAGAACCGGCCGCGCCAGCAGCUCCCGAACCACAGCCGCCGCCGGCGCCUGCCCCUCCUAAACCGACGAUCGGUAUCAUCUACCCGCCGCCGGAGCUUCGAAACAUCGUCGACAAAACCGCCGCGUUCGUGGCGCGCAACGGGCCCGAGUUCGAGGCUCGCAUUCGACAGAACGAGAUCAACAACGCCAAGUUCAACUUCUUGAAUUCGGGCGAUCCGUACAAUGCCUACUACCAGCACAAGGUCAAGGAAGCCAAGGAGGGCAAGAUCCAGCCCGAGCUGGCGAUCGUCCCGACCCCGACGAAGCCCGGUUCGCAGCAGCAACAGUCCGGCGGGGCACCCGGUAAGCAGGAGAUCUCGAAGAUCGUCGAGCAGCCCAUCGUGCCCAAGGAGCCGCCGCCCGAUUUCGAGUUCGUCGCCGAUCCGCCGUCGAUCUCGGCGAUCGACCUGGACAUCGUCAAGCUGACGGCGCAGUUCGUGGCGCGCAACGGGCGCCAGUUCCUGACCAACCUGAUGAACCGCGAGCAGCGCAACUACCAGUUCGACUUCCUGCGGCCGCAGCACAGCCUCUUCAACUACUUCAUGAAGCUGCUGGAGCAGUACACCAAGAUCCUCGUGCCGGGCAAGGACCUAAUGCCGCGGCUCAAGCGCGAGUCCGAGGACCCGAAGGUCAUCCUGGACCAGGUGCGCUACCGCGUCGAGUGGACCAAGCUGCAGGAGGCGCAGAAGCGCCGGGAAGAGGAGGAGGCCGAGCGGGAGCGCGUCCAGUACGCGCAGAUCGACUGGCACGACUUCGUCGUGGUCGAGACGGUCGACUACCAGCCCAACGAGCAGGGCCUGUUUCCUCCGCCCACAACUCCGGACGAAGUGGGCUCCCGGGUGCUGGCCCAGCAGAGGAUGGAGGAAGAGGGCGAAGAGGUCGAGAUGGAGGUCGAGUCCGAUGAAGAGGGCGGCGGAGCAAGCGACAAGGAGGACGAGGAAUCGGCGGCGCCGACGACGACGACUUCCGCCAACGCAGCCGCGGCGUCGAACCUGCCGCCCAGGGCCCCGAGCCCUCCGCCGCAGCCGCCCAAGGAGGCGCCCCCGCAGCUACCGCCACUGCCUCCGAACCCAGAGCAGGUGGUCGUGCGCAAGGACUACAACCCGAAGGGUGGCAAGCCGGCCAAGCCGUCCUCGGAGCAGUUCCUCAUCUCGCCCAUCACGGGCGAGAAGAUUCCUGCGGACAAGAUGCAAGAACACAUGCGCAUCGGACUCCUGGACCCGCGCUGGGUGGAGCAGCGCGACCGCGCCAUACAGGAUAAGAUGCAGCAGGAUGAAGUGUUUGCGCCCGGCUCGGCCAUCGAGAGCAGCCUGAAGCAGUUCGCCGAGCGCCGUACGGACAUCUUCGGUUUCGGCGACGAAGAGACGGCCAUCGGAAAGAAGAUCGGCGAGGAGGACAGGCGGCCCCAGGAGAAGGUGACUUGGGACGGCCACACAGCCAGCAUGGAGGCGGCCACACGCGCGGCCCGUGCCAACAUCACCAUCGAAGAGCAGAUUCAGCAGAUCCACAAGAUAAAGGGCCUCCUGCCCGACGAGGAGAAGGAACGGAUUGGUCCGGCCAAGCCGCAGCAUGGCUCGCACCAUCAGAUGCAGCCACCACUUCCGCCAUCCAACCUCCCACCUUUGCCUCCGCCACCCGUUUCGGCUGCCCCGCCUGUGAGCGCGCCGAAGCAACCACCACCGAAGCCACCGCCGCCGCCGCAGGCGCCACCGCCAAAGUCAACGGCGUCGUCAACGCUGCAUCCGCCGCCGUCGCUGCGGACUCAGAUGGCACCUGUCAUCGCCCACCCGCCCGUGCCAACACCGCCACGUCCAAUGAUGGCGGCACCGCAGGGCAUCCUGAUGUCUGCGCACCUGCGGCCGCCACCAGGCAUGCUGGGCAUGCCACCAGGAAGUCAUCCACCGAUGGCAUUCGCGCCAAUGCCCCCGCCAAUGGCGCCACUGCCGCCGGAGAUGCCUCCGAGCCUGCCGCCGGAUGACGAGCCACCGAGCAAGAAGAGCAAGACUGAGGAGAACCUGAUUCCAGAGGCGGAAUUCCUGGCGAAGAACAAGGGCCCCGUCACGGUGCGGGUUCAGGUGCCGGGGGCACAGGAGAAGGUGGAAUGGAAACUGAAUGGCCAGGUUCUGACCUUGACUCUGCCGCUGACGGACACGGUGUCAGUGCUGAAGGCGAAGCUGCACGAGGAGCUGGGCAUGCCGCCCGGAAAGCAGAAGCUACAGUACGAGGGCAUGUUCGUCAAGGAUUCGAACACGCUGGCCUACUACAACCUCGGCCCGAAUGCGACCAUCAUGCUUCAAGUCAAGGAGCGUGGUGGCAGAAAGAAGUAGCAGGGGACAGCGGGAUGAAACGUGCCAUGUUUUGCCUUUGGUGUUCAAGGCAUGAGGGGCGCUCGUUAACGAUUCCAACGUGCUGGCCUACUUUCAUCUUGGCCAGAAUGCCACCAUUGUGUUGCAGCUGAGGGAGCGUGGUGGAUGAAAGAACCAGUGAGGGAACAGAGCCCACUUUUUGUUUCGCUUUUUUUUUUUCCCCCUCUUUAUGUUACCCAUUUGUAAAGUCAUCUCGAACCGUUUUAUCAGUUGAGUGAUGAUGUUGGUCGUGGAUGCUGCGGUGAUGUCCAAAUGAAUAAUAUGAUGAAAUAAAACAAGGACAGUUGUCUGUCUGAAAAUAA